GUUCCGAAGCAAAGAUAUCCGGGGGUGGUUUGUCCUAUUCAGAUAUUCACAACUCAGAAGUACUGGAUUCUCUUUCGGAUAGGACCUAAAAGGAGAAGUAAGGAUGGAAUGCCCACAGAUCUCUAUGAAUAG
Linum tenue is the source of this 132-nucleotide messenger RNA. NCBI's taxonomy places the organism in Eukaryota, Viridiplantae, Streptophyta, Magnoliopsida, Malpighiales, Linaceae. The record is from the annotation of a GenBank genome assembly.